AUGUCCACUAUUCUUUUCCUUGACUUAAACACUGUAUCAUUCCCCACGGAUGAAUUCGGAAUGGAAAAAGGUCUAAGACAAGGCGAUCCAAUUGCCCCCUUGCUUUUCCUUGUUGUUGUGGAGGGUUUAAAUGGUUUGCUUAAACAAGCGGUGCAACUAAGGAAGUAUUCGGGGUAUAAUUUAGGGAACUCCGAGGAGGUAACAGUGUCAAUGUUACAAUUUGCAGAUGACACCUUGUUCUUUGGGGUCGCUUCUUUGCAAAAUGCUCAAACAAUUGAAUGCAUUCUCAGAUGCUUUGAGCUCGUGUCGGGCUUAAAGAUGAAUUUUCACAAGAGCAAGCUAGGAGGAAUUGCAUUAGAGGGAGCACUUGCACAAAGACUAGCUUGGGUUCUGAAUUGUAGGAGGAUGGAGAUACCUUUCACCUACCUGGGCUUAUCAGUGGGAGCAAAUCCUAGAAAGUUGUCUUUUUGGGAUCCAGUGAUCUCUAGACUUCGAAGCCGCUUAUCUCGAUGGCGACAAAAAUCAGUUUCUUUUGGUGGCCGACUUACAUUGAUCUCCAGUGUCUUAUCCUCGAUCCCAUUGUUCUACCUCUCAUUCUACCUGAUGCCAAAAGGUGUGAUCCAAACUUGCAAGAGGAUCAUGAGAACCUUUCUUUGGGGUGGCGCGGAGGGGCACAAAAAACUUGCUUGGAUAAAAUGGGAUGUAGUGUGUAAACCGAAGGAGAUGGGUGGCCUAGGCAUAAAGAAUUGGAAUGUCUUUAACAAAGCUCUUCUCGGGAAAUGGAGAUGGAGGCUAAUGCAUGAACAAAAUAGCCUAUGGGGGAAUGUUUUGAGAGCAAAAUAUACAAUCCCAAAUCUUGGUGACACAGUGGAAAGGAGGGGAAAAGCGUCCGAAUGGUGGAAAGACAUCCUCUAA
Messenger RNA from Lotus japonicus, 915 nucleotides. RefSeq lists its product as uncharacterized. The transcript has a single exon. NCBI's taxonomy places the organism in Eukaryota, Viridiplantae, Streptophyta, Magnoliopsida, Fabales, Fabaceae. The coding region runs from base 1 to 915 and encodes 304 amino acids. The record is from RefSeq and is a predicted model, not a curated record.